Archocentrus centrarchus (flier cichlid) is the source of this 3813-nucleotide messenger RNA. It is a transcript of the gene ankrd52a, whose product is annotated as ankyrin repeat domain 52a. Gene Ontology annotation, molecular function: protein binding. The transcript is spliced from 28 exons. The coding region runs from base 121 to 3354 and encodes 1077 amino acids. The record is from RefSeq and is a predicted model, not a curated record. NCBI's taxonomy places the organism in Eukaryota, Metazoa, Chordata, Actinopteri, Cichliformes, Cichlidae.
CCGUAUUUCUGUUUGCAAUCAGCUAUGGGUGUAGUCUAAGAAGAGAACACAGUAGCGCACCGCAAUAUACCUCGAAGUUUCAUCCUCAUGAAGGAGCUCCGUCCUGGCUGAGUUUGGGAGAUGGGAGUACUCAACAUUGCAGACCAGCCUCCUCUGGUCCAGGCCAUCUUCAGUCGCAAUGCUGAAGAAGUUCAACUAUUAUUGCACAAAAAGGAGGAUGUCAAUGCACUGGACCAAGAGCGCCGUACACCACUUCAUGCUGCUGCCUGUGUGGGAGAUGUCCAUAUAAUGGACCUCCUCAUUGAAUCAGGUGCCAGUGUAAAUGCUAAAGACCAUAUAUGGUUGACCCCCUUGCACAGGGCAGCUGCUUCCAGGAAUGACAGGGCAGUGGGUCUGCUGCUGAGGCGCGGAGCCGAUGCGAAUGCGCGAGACAAGUUCUGGCAGACGCCACUGCAUGUGGCUGCUGCCAACCGUGCCACGCGCUGCGCAGAGGCCCUGCUGACCCAGCUGAGCAACGUGAACAUGGGAGAUCGCACUGGCAGGACUGCUCUGCACCACGCGGCCCAGAGUGGUUUUCAGGAGAUGGUGAAGCUGCUGCUGAACAAAGGGGCCAACUUGAGUGCUGUUGAUAAGAAGGAGAGACAGCCCAUCCACUGUGCUGCUUACCUGGGGCAUCUAGAGGUUGUGAAGUUACUGGUGUCCCGCAGUGCUGACAAGAGCUGCAAGGACAAACAGGGCUACACACCUCUCCAUGCUGCUGCUGCAAGUGGUCACAUCGAAAUUGUAAAGUACCUGCUGAGGAUGGGGGCAGAUAUUGAUGAGCCCAAUGGCUUUGGAAACACUGCGCUUCAUGUGGCUUGCUAUAUGGGGCAAGAAGCUGUGGCUACAGAGCUGGUGAACCAUGGCGCUAAUGUUAACCAACCCAACAAGUGUGGCUACACCCCUCUGCACCUGGCCGCCGUCUCCACCAAUGGUGCCCUCUGUCUGGAGUUGCUGGUCAACAAUGGGGCAGAUGUUAACCAGCAGAGCAAAGAAGGGAAGAGCCCCUUGCACAUGGCAGCCAUUCACGGACGCUUCACACGCUCUCAGAUCCUCAUCCAAAAUGGUGGGGAAAUUGAUUGUGUGGAUAAAUAUGGCAAUACUCCUCUCCACGUUGCUGCUAAGUACGGCCAUGAACUGCUGAUCAGCACUCUGAUGACCAACGGAGCAGACACGGCCAGACGUGGGAUCCAUGGAAUGUUCCCCUUGCACUUAGCUGUGCUGUACGGGUUUUCAGACUGUUGUCGCAAGUUACUCUCCUCAGGUCAGCUGUAUAGUAUAGUUUCAUCUAUGAGUAAGGAGCAUGUACUAUCAGCUGGGUUUGACAUAAACACCCCUGACAACUUUGGGAGGACCUGUCUACACGCUGCUGCCUCUGGAGGAAAUGUUGAAUGUCUGAACUUGCUUUUAAGUAGCGGUACCGACUUGAAUAAGAGGGACAUAAUGGGAAGGACACCGUUGCACUAUGCGGCUGCUAAUGGGAGGUACCAGUGCACUGUGACCCUGGUGAGCGCUGGCGCUGAGGUCAACGAGCCUGACCAGACGGGCUGUACUCCCCUGCACUACUCUGCUGCCUCCCAAGCCUUCAGCAGAGUUGAUCGUCAUUUUUCUGGGAGCCAUCAGAAUGAUGAGGAUGAGGCGAAGGACUCGUACCUCUGCUUGGAGCAUCUUUUGGACAAUGGUGCUGAUCCAUCAAUGGUCAAUUCAAAGGGUUACAGUGCUGUUCACUAUGCAGCUUACCAUGGCAACAAACAGAACCUGGAGCUGCUCCUGGAGAUGUCCUUUAAUGCACUAGGAGACAUAGAGAGCAGUAUUCCAGUCAGUCCACUGCAUCUUGCUGCUGAUAAGGGGCACUGGCAGGCUUUGCGUGUGCUCACAGAGACUGCAGCGUAUGUGGACAUGCAGGACGCUGCAGGCCGUUCUGUACUCUACCUGGCUGCACAGAAAGGCUACGCACGCUGUGUGGAGGUGCUAUUGGCCCAGGGGGCCUCCUGUCUCCUCAAUGACAACCGUCUCAUGUGGACUCCAAUUCAUGUUGCAGCUGCGAAUGGCCACUCUGACUGCCUGCGCAUGAUGAUUGAUUAUGGGGAGGAGGGAGACCUCACCAACAUGGUAGACAAAUUUGGCCAGACCCCUCUAAUGCUAGCCGUUCUAGGAGGGCACACUGACUGUGUCCACUUCCUGCUAGAGAAGGGUGCCUUGCCAGAGGCCAAGGACAAGAGGGGCAGCACAGCUUUGCACAGAGGGGCUGUGUUGGGCCACGAUGACUGCGUGACAGCCCUGCUGGAGCACAAAGCUUCUGCUUUAUGUCGGGACACCCAGGGUAGGACACCGCUGCACUACGCUGCAUCCAGAGGCCACACAGAGAUCCUGGCCAGUCUGGUGCAGGCCGCCAUGGCAACAGACCCACAAGAUAAAUUGCUGGACAACAAACAAUACACCCCAUUACACUGGGCUGCUUACAAAGGGCAUGAAGACUGUUUGGAGGUUUUACUUGAAUAUAAAACAUUUAUCCAUGAAGAGGGAAACCCUUUCACCCCCCUGCACUGUGCUCUGAUGACUGGCCACAGCGGUGCUGCAGAAAGGCUGCUGGAAUCUGCUGGGGUCCACAUGAUUAACACCAGAGAUGCCAAAGGAAGGACCCCGCUGCAUGCUGCUGCGUUCGCUGAGGAUGUUGCAGGACUUCAGCUAGUGCUCCGCCAUGGAGCCGACAUCAAUGCAGUGGACAAAAGUGGACGCUCUGCUCUGAUGGUUGCUGCUGACAAGGGACACAGCGGCACUGUGGCCAUCCUCCUUCACCGGGCCAAGGCUGACCUGACACUGCUGGAUGAGAAUAAGAACACUGCCCUGCACUUGGCUUGCAGCAAGGCUCAUGAGAUGUGCGCCCUGCUGAUUUUGGGCGAGAUCCACAGUCCCACUCUGAUAAAUGCCACCAACAGUGCUCUGCAAAUGCCCCUCCAUCUUGCAGCGCGUAAUGGCCUGGCUACGGUGGUGCAGGCACUGCUGAGUAGAGGAGCCACGGUGCUGGCUGUGGAUGAGGAAGGACACACCCCAGCUCUGGCCUGUGCUCCCAACAAAGACGUGGCUGACUGCCUGGCUCUGAUCCUCUCUACCAUGAAGCCUUUCCCCCAGCGGGACCCUUCCUCCUGCUCCUGCUCCUCUCCCACUGUCUCCCCCACCCCGGGUCUCAACUUGUUGAAGCACUGCGGCAUCACCGCCGCCUGCGCCCCCCUGCCCAGCAACGGCCUCCACAACGGCUACGUCAAAGACCGUCACGGUGCACCGGUUGGCCUCGACGGGUGUCUGUCUGAGUGAGGCCUUGUGCUCCUCUCAGUCAGCUGCUAUCACCAUCAUCACCACCAGGGGGCGACUCCCUUUAAAAUGGCCCAGAGGACCAGGAGAGCACCCACCCACAUGUCUGUUUUCUGUGUAUGUAUGUGUUUGUGUGUCUGUGUGUGCGUGAGUGUUUGGUCUUCUCUUGAGGUGCAGUCAAACCUAAUAUGCAAUUAGAUCCCAUUCCUCCAUCUCCUAGUAGUGCUUAAUAAGUAGAGGCAGAUUGCUCUACAAGGUCACUCAGAUGAAGUGUGGCAUUUAAAAUAAACACUAGCAAUCUGGCCAUCUCUAAAUCAUUUAACCCUUUAAAAUCAUGUUGACAUAGUUAUAUAACCAACAUUUAAGAGCAUGUCUGUAUCCUCGACUGUAUUUCGCUUCAUAUCAUUCACUAUAAAAAGUCAUAUCACAUUUAAUCAGUUGCAGUGACCUUGUAGAGGAACA